This is a messenger RNA of Lactuca saligna, 306 nucleotides long. Lineage: Eukaryota; Viridiplantae; Streptophyta; Magnoliopsida; Asterales; Asteraceae. The record is from the annotation of a GenBank genome assembly.
AUGUCGGCUCCACCACCUUCACCCGCCUCUUUAAAUUCUGGUAAAGAUAUCAACUACAAUGUGCUCCAUUCAAUCUUCUAUGAAUGUGGUCAGAAGAUUUCAGAAAACCAAUACGAAAUGCAACAGUUAAAGGAGCAGCUCGGACAGGACUAUAUCGUGUGCAUGAUCGACCACGUUAAUCCCCAACACAAGUUGGAUGACCAUGAUCAGAAGUUUAAAGUCGUUGGUGUUGCCAUAGGUGGCAUGAUGGUGGGGAUUCUCUUGUUGCUGGUGGUUGUGCUCCAUUUCGUUCCUAAGCUUGGGUGA